Symbiodinium sp. CCMP2456 is the source of this 459-nucleotide messenger RNA. The record is from the annotation of a GenBank genome assembly. Lineage: Eukaryota; Dinophyceae; Suessiales; Symbiodiniaceae.
AUGCGAUCCCACCGCGAUGGUGCAUCCGGCCUCCUCCAGAUAGGUCUUUCGCUACAGGGUCGUCGUUACCUCUCUUUCGGCCUGCACCGUUCCCCGGAGCCAGCUGCAGGGCCUGAUCCAAGCGUUUGGGACGAAGAGGCCUGGCAGAGGCUACCAGCUGCAGAUCUCACCACGCUCGCACUGAAUCCUGGCGAUGUCUACGUGGCCACGCCCGCCGUGUUCGAGCACGGCGUGGCCUAUGAGCCCAUGGAGGACCCGACCGUGGCGUUGAUGUUUCGGCUGGCGCUGCCCGACACGGCGGCAACAAAGGAUCUGAACCGGUGUGAGACUUUCUCAUUUGAUGAAGCGGCCUCAGCGGUUUCGACUGCGCUGGCGGAAGCCCUGUCGAGGGAUAUCCUCCGACUGCCUUCCCUGGCAGACGUUCGCGAGGUCGAAACCAUGCUCUGCGAAAAGGCUGUG